Messenger RNA from Spea bombifrons (plains spadefoot toad), 2377 nucleotides. RefSeq names its product lamin A/C (gene LMNA). The record is from RefSeq and is a predicted model, not a curated record. The coding region runs from base 128 to 2131 and encodes 667 amino acids. NCBI's taxonomy places the organism in Eukaryota, Metazoa, Chordata, Amphibia, Anura, Pelobatidae. The transcript has 11 exons.
AGUCCUCCCAGCGCCUGGAGCUCCGAGUGGAUGUGAUCUCGAGUCACACGCGCACUCAGACUGUCAGAGAGAGAGAGAGAGGACACAUCCAGACUCACUCUGUGUACAGCGCCGACAACGCACAGCCAUGGAGACCCCAGGUCACAAGCGGACAACCCGGAGCGCCCAGUCCUCCACGCCGCUCUCCCCCACCCGGAUCACCCGGCUGCAGGAGAAGGAGGACCUGCAGGACCUCAACGACCGCCUGGCCGUUUACAUCGACAAGGUGCGUUCCCUGGAGUCUGAGAACGCGGGGCUGCGGCUGCGCAUCACCGAGUCCGAGGAGGUGGUGAGCCGGGAGGUGUCCAGCAUCAAGGGAGCGUACGAGACGGAACUGGCCGAUGCCCGCAAGACCCUGGACUCCGUGGCCAAGGAGAGAGCCCGGCUCCAGCUGGAACUCGGCAAAAUCCGCGACGAGUAUAAGGACUUGAAGGCACGGAAUUCCAAGAAGGAGGCCGACCUGUUGGCAGCCCAAGCCCGCCUUAAGGAUUUGGAGGCUCUUCUCAAUUCUAAGGACGCUAACUUGACCACAGCCCUCAGCGAGAAGAGGACUCUGGAGGCAGAGCUGAGGGAGCUCAGAGGCCAGCUUUCUAAGCUGGAGGGCGCUCUGGCCGACACCAAGAAGCAGCUACAGGAUGAGAUGCUUCGCCGAGUAGAUGCAGAGAACCGAAACCAGACCCUCAAGGAGGAGCUGGAGUUCCAGAAGAAUAUCUACAGUGAGGAACUGCGAGAGACCAAGCGCCGCCACGAGACACGUCUGGUGGAACUCGACAGCGGACGCCAACGGGAGUUCGAAAGCAAGUUGGCAGAUGCCCUGCAGGAGAUGCGUGGCGAGCAUGAGGGGCAGAUCAACCUGUACAAGGAGGAGUUAGAGAAGACAUACAAUGCCAAGGUGGAGAACUUCAAGCAGUCGGCGGAGAGGAACAGUAAUUUGGUAGGAGAGGCGCAUGAGGAGAUCCAGCAGAGCAGGAUCCGCAUCGACAGCCUGUCGGCUCAGCUCAGCCAGCUGCAGAAACAGCUAGCGGCCAAAGAGGCGAGGUUACGGGACCUGGAGGACGCCUUGACCAGGGAGCGAGACAGCAGCAGGCGAAUCCUGUCUGAAAAAGACAAGGAGAUGGCUGAGAUGAGGGCGCGCAUGCAGCAGCAGCUGGACGAGUACCAGGAACUGCUGGACAUCAAGUUGGCGCUUGAUAUGGAGAUCCACGCGUACCGCAAACUGCUAGAGGGGGAGGAGGAGAGGCUGCGUCUCUCCCCGAGCCCGACAUCGCACAAGAGGACUUCACGAACCAGCGUGGCGCAUUCUGCCGCCCACAGCUCCUCUUCUGCUUCAAAGAAAAGGAAGCUGGAUGGAGGAGAGUCAAGAAGCACCACUUACACUCAACACGCACGCACCAGCGGCAAGGUGUCCGUCGAGGAGGUCGACCAGGAAGGGAAGUUUGUUCGCCUGAAGAACAAAUCCAGCGAGGACCAGUCACUCGGCAGCUGGCAGAUUAAACGACAGAUCGGAGAGGAAACCCCCAUCGUGUACAAGUUCCCUCCACGUACCACGUUGAAGGCUGGGCAAGUGAUGACGAUCUGGGCUGCUGGAGCUGGAGUGGCCAAUAAUCCUCCAAGUGACUUGGUUUGGAAGUCCCAGAACUCCUGGGGAACAGGCGACAGCAUCCGCACCGCUCUGCUGACCUCCAGCAAUGAGGAGGUGGCAAUGCGCAAGCUUGUGCGCACUGUGGUCAACGACGAAGAUGACGAUGACGAGGAUGAUGAUGAUGACGAGGACGUUCACCAUCACCACCACCACCAUCAGGACGGCCAUAAUUCUACCGGAGACCCCGGAGAAUACAACCUCCGCUCCCGCACCAUCAUGUGCACCACCUGUGGGCGACCCGCUGAUAAAGGGGGCGCCCAGAACUCCGGGAUAGCCGGCGGCGCAAGCAGCUCCUCUUCAUCCAGCGUCACCCUUACCAGAACCUACCGCAGCAUGGGAGGUGCCGGCGGGGGCAGCGGACUCGGGGAGAGCCUCGUCACCCGGUCUUACAUCCUGGGUAACGGCGACCAGCGUGCGCAGGUCUCUCCGCAGAGCUGCAGUAUAAUGUAACCCCCCGAAGCCCAGCUCUACGUCCAGGCAAAGAAAAAAAAUCUCUAUUUUCCUGGCUUUUUUUUUUACAAAAAGGUUAUUUUCUACAGAAUUUUUAUAAGGGAACUUUUUUUUUUUUUUAAACUCCUUAUCGUCUGUAUCUGUUACACGACGGGAUGGCUGGAUCCUGGCGCCAACCCUCGGCGAGACGUCGGCUGCAGUCGGUUCUCAACCAACGCGGACCUGUCCUCUCUGGCAGAGACCGAA